AUGUAUCGUAUCCAACAAGUUGCCAAUAUGUCCAUGCUUGCUAAUAUAGUGAUGUUUAUAUCCAGGGAAAAUUUCACACAUUUCAAAGACAUCAUACUUGUAGGACGUCAGAUACCACGAGGGACUCCUCCUGCAUGGUAUGGCAAAUGUGUGAGGUAUUGCAAACCCAGAAAUAAGCCCCCGAACGUAAAGGGGUACCAGGUGGGGUGCAUUUCUGAUGAUAAUUGCACGUAUUGCAAGUACUACCCCUGUCCGGAAUUUUCUGUUUGUGGAAACGGGGAGGUACCAGAGCCUUCUUACAACCGAGUUUGUAUGGCAUGUCCAGGCGAAUGUUUAUACAUGGGAGAAACGUACGCGCUUGGAGAAACGGGAAUUGUGUCCAUGGAUACUGUCAACGAGUGUGUGUGUCGCGGAUUCAUUCCUCAAAUUGUGUGUCAGAAAAAAAUACCACAGCCACCGCCAGAUAUUUUCUGUGAAUACUGA
Molecule: messenger RNA, 483 nt
Organism: Ylistrum balloti
Lineage: Eukaryota; Metazoa; Mollusca; Bivalvia; Pectinida; Pectinidae
Exons: 3
Coding region: 1-483 (160 amino acids)
Source: RefSeq, a predicted model, not a curated record